UUUGCAUUUUAGUGUAAUGUGAACAGAAAUUUGCUCGAUAUUAGUACAAUGAGUACUACUAUUUCCUCUGUAUUUCUUUUUUCUUGUUACUAUUUAUAUAUUUAGUGCAAUAGUGACAUUUUCUAUGGAUUAAUAUCAAUAUUGAUCAUGUGGAUCAAUAAACAAUCAUUUGGACCAAGAAUUUAUAGGUUAGGAUAUCCAAUUUUUUGAGGCAAACAAAAAUUAAAAUAAAAGUUUGAUUGAAUAAAAAAUAAGUAUUUUGGAAAAAAAAUUAUUACUCUAAAGAAAUAAUAGUGAAAAUGGCAAAAGUUUGGAGUUAUUUUUUGUUUCUACUGUGGAUAUCUUAUCUCAUGACUAUUGCUUUACUACUAUUCACUGAAGGUUUUUUACUUAACAAAGUUGCACGAACUGAAAAAGGUGAAUGUAUUCCGUGUAGAGAUUCAGUUUAUUGUACGAAAGAAAGUAUUUUUCAAGAUCAACAAACAUCAGCCUCAUUAUGCAUGGAGCCGAGAGCAAAAAUAGUACUCUUAGUUGUUGACGCAUUGAAAUACGAUUUUGUAAAAUGGAACAAACGUGAUACGUCUCCUUCUUAUUAUAAAAAUAAAAUGCCAAUUGUCAAUGAAUUAUUGAUGAAAUAUCCGCAACACACACGUUUAUAUAAAUUUGUCGCCGAUCCACCGACAACAACAAUGCAACGUUUAAAGAGUAUCACGACAGGAACACUGCCAACAUUCGUUGAUAUUGGCUCAAAUUUUAAUGCCGAGAAUAUAAAUGAGGACAAUCUUGUUGAACAGAAUUCUCAUAAUGGAGUUGUUUUUAUGGGCGAUGACACUUGGAUUAAAUUGUUUCCUGGUAAAUUCUUACGUCAAUAUCCAGCGCCUUCGUUUAAUGUUUGGGACUUGGACACUGUCGAUCAGGAAGUUGAAAAGCGUAUGUUUCCCGAAUUAAAGGAAAAAGAUUGGAAAUUACUUGUGGCACAUACAUUGGGAAUUGAUCAUUGUGGACAUAAACAUGGACCUAAUCAUUCGGAAAUGACGAGAAAAUUAAAUGAGACGAAUGAUCUUAUAAAAAGAAUUGUUGAAAAUUUAGAAGAAGAUUCGAUUCUGAUGGUUAUUGGAGAUCACGGAAUGACCGAAACUGGCGAUCAUGGUGGUUCAAGUUCAAGUGAAAUUGACGCCGCAAUGUUUGUUUAUUCGAAAAUCCCUCUAAUCGAUCGUUUUCUUGGUAGUAGUUCGGCAAUUGUAAAUCAAAUCGAUCUUGUACCAACAUUAGCAGCUAUUUUAGGAACUCCCGUUCCAUUCUCAAAUUUAGGAACCGUCAUUCUCGAUUCAUUACCAAAAUAUUCGAAUAAUUCAAGUUUCGAUCAUUUGGAAUACGCUGUACAUUCUCUAUGGAGAAAUAUUGCUCAAACAAAAAAAUACAUCGAUGUCUAUUCAUCAGACACGUAUUUAUUCUCUGACGAGAAACUCAGAGAAUUUGAUUCACAAUAUAAUCAUCUUUUAGAUUUAUUGGAAAAUAUAAAUCAAAGAGAAGAAUACGAGGCCUUUAUUGUUGAAGGUAAAGAAUAUUUACGUGUAUUACGUGAUACGUGCAUUGAAAUUUGGGUGCAAUUUGAUUCUGGUUUAAUGUCAAAGGGUCUUGUUUUAAUGUUUUGUGCACUCUUCUUUUUCUACAUGUUCGUGAAUGGUCUUCCUGAAAAUAAUUUAAAUAAAGUGAUAAAUUCAUCGUUUCUUCGUUAUACAAUAUACGCGAAUUUUGCUUUUAUUUUAAUUUUAUCCGGAUUUUUUGGUAUGAAUUUUAUUGCUGAUUUGAAGAAUUCGGCAUUCUUUGGCACUGGUAGUGUAUCAAUUGCAUUUCUUGCAAUACUCGUUGUACAAAAUUGGGAUGUUAUUUCGGCAAAAUGGUAUAAUACGAGAAAUCAAAAGGCAAAAUAUUUUGUGAGAAUUAUUCUCUUAUUAACAUUGUGCGGUGUUUUUUCAAAUAGCUAUGUGAUUAAUGAAAAUAAGGUACUUUCAUUUUUACUUUGUACACUUGUUUGUAUGAUGCUCUAUAGUGUUCGUGCUGAAUGUACAUUGGAUAAUAUGGAGAAAAAAUCGAAAUUUAUUUCGCGAACAAUGCCAAAAACUGCCUUUUGGACAAUUAUAUUGUCACUGGGUUUUGCCGGUUGUCUAGCUGUACGUUUAUCAAAUUAUUUUUGGCGAUGUCGUGACGAUAUACAAGAUGAUAGUAGUUUGUGCUCAACAUACGUGAUGGGUAAAUCGGGUUCAAUUGAUUCGAAGAAUUUCGAACGUUUUCUUCUUGUUGCCGCUCUAAUUGUUCUUGCACUUUAUAUUACUAUUGUGAGAAUUUGGAUGCGAAAUUGUGGUAAUCUUGUUGGUUUUGCGCCAAGUGUUAUUUUUGCUCAAUAUUGUCCCGGUGUUAUUGUUGUUUUUAUGGGAUGUUAUUGGGUAUUGAGAUUGCCAAAAGAUGUAAAAGUUAAAUUUGUCCUCUCGUGGCAAAUUAAUGCUCUACCGACGAUGAUUUAUUUUCUAUUGAUAUUGGGAAUUUUUAUCUAUUUUUAUCGACCAUUGACUAUUUAUGUAUUGCCAAAGAGAAAGGAAUCGAUUGAUGUUUAUGGUGGUGAAAAUGUUGUUCCAAGAUUAUUUGAAAAAAUGAAGGAUAUGAUUUAUCGUAAGAAGGCAAAUGAUAAUGAGGAUUUGCCAAUUGUUUAUGGAUUGGGAACAAUUUAUAGCGCUACGAUUAUUAUGUUUAGCAUGUUUUUCAUGUUACUUCAUGCACUUUUACUUGGAUAUGCACUCGCUCCGAGUAUUUUUGCAAUAUUUGUUACUUGCAUUUCGAUUUUGGGCAUCACUGGCAUUAAUCGUUAUCGAAACGCUAAUAAUAUUGAUGAAAUGCUUCGUGUUCCGGAUUCGGUGCUUCUUUGUUGGUUUUUAACAGCGGAAUACUUCUUUUAUGGAACCGGUCAUCAACCAUCGUUCCCAACAAUUCACUGGGAUGCGGCUUUCGUAGGAGUUGACGAUAAUAAUAAUUUAAUUCAAGCUGCUCUUGUCGGAAUAAAUACAUUCGGAUCGUACAUAAUUCUCGGAGUAAGUGUUCCACUUCUGGUAAUUGUUCCUUUCACGUUCGGUAUCAUGUUUCCGAAUGUAGCAAAACCUAAAUUUAAAUUGGAGGAUGGAACAAAAAAAGGAGAAUUGUUACUCUACGAACGUGAUUCAGCUUUUCAGUCUUCGAUAUUUACGGUUUGCGGAAAAUACAUUCUCUUUCAUGGAAUGAGGACAUUUGGUUGUAUGCUAGCGGCGACAAUCCAUUGCAGACACUUAAUGGUGUGGAGUAUUUUCGCACCAAAAUUGAUAUUCGAGGGAAUUGGAUUUUUAGUGACUCUGGGCAGUGUUCUGGCAUCUGUACUUUUAUUAAUAAGAGUCGAUUCUUGCGUGGAGCGUCUCGUAGCACAAGUUACAAAGUCAAGGUGACAGUAAAUUCUCGACAAAAAAAAAUGAAAACGGGUGACUUAUAGUUAAUAGUAUUAAUUAAUUUUUUUCAAACUUAACGAAGUGAGUCCUUAUGUCCGUUAGUGUAAAGAAGUCUGAACCAAAAGGCACAAAAUAAGCAAAAAAAAAGAAAACUAAAAAAAACCUUUCAACAUUAAGGUAUAAAAAAAAAUUUUCCUCUUUAAUAACUGGCAUUCUUAGAAUUUAAAACAAACUUACAAGUUUUUUAAAUAUUAAAUAGUGCAAUAUAAAAAAAAAUUAGCGUAUAAAUUAAAAAUUUUAAUAAUCUUUCUAUAGAGAAAAAAACCAAAACACAUUUUUCUGCUUCCUUCUAGAAUUUUUCGUGUGUCCUUUGGCUCUUACUCUCCCAACCAAAGUCUAAAGACAAGUCCUAUAGUAAUAUAUAAUUGAAAUUAUUAUAUUAUAUAAAAAUAGAAAUUUAAUUAAUAUUGAAAACUAAUUAUUAUAAUAGGAGAAUUAAUUAAUUUUUAAUUAUAUUAAGAAUCAAGUGACUUACUCAUUCGUACGAAUUUUCAUCUUAUACCAAAUACUCGUUUUACAAAAAAAAGUAUUGCAUAAGUUUUUCAAAGCGAGGUAGAAAUCCUGCAAUCACUGCCGUGUAAUUAUUUUGUACAGAGUUUGUUAGUCAAAUACAAAAAAAAAUGGAAUGAAUUUGUCUUAAUUAUAUUAUAUAUAAAUAUAUUAUAUAUAUAAAAUAUUAACAAGUUGAUUAUUUGCACACUAAAGCUACC
Leptopilina heterotoma is the source of this 4240-nucleotide messenger RNA. RefSeq names its product GPI ethanolamine phosphate transferase 3 (gene PIG-O). Lineage: Eukaryota; Metazoa; Arthropoda; Insecta; Hymenoptera; Figitidae. Gene Ontology annotation, molecular function: mannose-ethanolamine phosphotransferase activity. Gene Ontology annotation, cellular component: endoplasmic reticulum membrane. The record is from RefSeq and is a predicted model, not a curated record. Gene Ontology annotation, biological process: GPI anchor biosynthetic process. The coding region runs from base 300 to 3470 and encodes 1056 amino acids. The transcript has 6 exons.